CUAAUAUAUAAACCCAUGCACCUAAUUGCUUAGAACACCUUGCUCCUGUGGAAUAAUUACACACCACCUCACACUCAUCCAUUCAUUCAUUUCCCCUAAGGCACGCCUAUCUCUGUCUCUCUCUCUCUCUCUCUCUCUCUCUCUCAAAAAUAUAAAAGGUGCACAUUGACAUUGGUACAAAGAAUAUACAGCAGCAGCAGCAGCUCACAGAGAUUUCUGUGUUCAUCAGGCACUUGAAAAGGGUAAAUUUUGAGUCAUCCGUUAGUUUAACAAUGGAGGUGGUAGUGAAGUCAGAUGUUGCAGACUUCAAACAACAGCAGCAGCAGCCACAACAACAUUUCCAUGUAUUGGCAGUGGAUGAUAGCAUUUUGGACAGGAAGCUCUUGGAGAGGCUCCUCAGAGGCUCUUCUUAUGAAGUGACUUGUGUGGACUCUGGGGAUGAAGCACUAAAAUAUCUGGGUUUGCAUGAUGACCUAAACCAAAGUAGUACAACUUCCUCCUCAUCCACUUCCCCUCAGUCAUCAGAUGUACUGGAGGGAGCAAAAGUCAUCAAUUUGAUCAUGACAGACUUCUGUAUGCCCGGAAUGAGCGGCUAUGAUUUGCUGAAACGCGUCAAGGGAUCUUCUUGGAAAGAUGUACCAGUGGUGGUCAUGUCAUCAGAGAAUGUUCCUUCUAGAAUCAACAUGUGCUUGGAAGAAGGGGCAGAGGAGUUUCUGUUGAAGCCACUCCAGUUUUCAGAUUUGAAGAAGCUUCAGCCUUACCUGCUCAAAUCCCUCCGUCGCUAUUCUUCAAUCGACAGCAUUGACAACGGCGACGACGACAAUGCCUCGGUGAAGGAGGAGGUUGGUGGUGGUGAGAAUGACCAAACUGACCAAACCAAAAGCAGUACUGAGACUAAUCAUGCCAGGGGUAAUACCGUCAACAACAAUAUUGUUGGUAUUAGCAAGAGGAAGGCCCAAACAAUACCAGAGAGAUCAAGGCCCACGAUGAAGGGAUUAGCUGUUCUAGUAUAAUUAAUCAAGAUUAAUCAGUUCUAAGUCAAUACACAUUUAAUUUAUUACUAGCGGUGAGUAUGUUAUACAUACUGUAAUCAGAUUUUCCAAGGAUUGAGUGUUUUAUCACGCUCCCUCUUUUGAACAUGUGGUUUGGUUUUGGCAAAAGAGGGGCGUCGAUUCGAUUAUCUCGAGUUUCAAUCCCAUAAACUCUCGGAAGGGUUGUCCGAGCGUGUUUUGGUUUCAAA
This is a messenger RNA of Pyrus x bretschneideri (Chinese white pear), 1240 nucleotides long. RefSeq names its product two-component response regulator ORR9-like. NCBI's taxonomy places the organism in Eukaryota, Viridiplantae, Streptophyta, Magnoliopsida, Rosales, Rosaceae. Gene Ontology annotation, biological process: cytokinin-activated signaling pathway; phosphorelay signal transduction system. The record is from RefSeq and is a predicted model, not a curated record. The coding region runs from base 273 to 1013 and encodes 246 amino acids. The transcript has 5 exons.